CGGCGUAAUCAUGCUCCGAUGAAACCCAAAGUUGUGCUCAGAGCCCUUUUGCUCAAUCAAGGAGGUCGAUUUAACAGGCCUUGUUUGCGCUCCUCUAUAUGGAGUAGCAUGAGUUUUGACAAGUAACUAGAGAACUCCAAUUUAUUCUAAAAUGUCUACUGAACGUGAAUAUGAUUUGGUUUUGCUAGGUGCGACUGGCUACACGGGUAAGCUCACUGCUCAGUACAUAUUCAAAUCGCUGCCACCUGACCUGAAGUGGGCAAUUGCUGGAAGAAACAAGAAAAAGCUCCUGCAGCUUGGCCAGUCCUUAGUACUAAAAGAUACAUCUAGACAGUCACCUGAUACUCUAAUUGUUAACCUAGACGAAAAUGACCUUGAUUCCAUGUCAAAGAGGACACGAUUAGUGAUAUCGACAGUGGGCCCAUUUCAACUUUAUGGAUCUGAUACAUUUGCUGCCUGUGCCAGAAAUGGCACUCAUUACCUAGACUGUAACGGCGAAGCUCCAUGGUUGAAAGACAUGAUUCGCCAGCACGACGCAGUCGCGAAGGAAAACGGCAGCAUUAUGAUUCCGUGCUGUGGUUUCGAUUGUGUGCCAUCUGACCUUUCAACUUGGGUUGCCGUCCAACAAAUCCACCGUCAUUUUGGAGCGCAGACUAGGCGCUUAGAUGUCUGUAUUCAUAGUGUCCAGGGCGGAAUAAGUGGUGGAACGUUGGCCUCGGUUUUACAAGCAUUUGAGACAUACAGCCUUCGCCAUCUGUAUGAUGCCCACGCCCCUUUCUCUCUAUCCCCGAAACGGCCAAUCCCUACGGUGCCACCAAAACGAACAAGUUUAUGGACUAAAGUUUUCGGACUGCUCUGGAUUAAAUAUCUGGGUUGGAUGGCUUAUCAGCCACAGGGACCAGUUGACCGAGCGAUUGUUCAUCGAUCCUGGGGUUUGCUAGAACCCACGGACGCUUCAUAUGGCCACAAUUUCGAUUUUCAUGCUUGGCUGCGAACCUGGGGACCUGUGGCUGCCGUAUUAUGGCAUUUUGGAGGACUAAUGUUAGCACCGCUGAUCCUCCUACGUCCCAUUCGAAAGCUCCUACCAAGACUUUGGUAUCAACCCGGUGAAGGUGCAGGUCAGAGUAAAAUCAAAAACAACUGGUUCGAGUAUCGAGGCGUUGCAGAGGCAGAUACUUUGACCCAGCCGAAACCCAAGGUACUAGUUCGUAUGCGCUAUGACGGUGAUCCUUACGUAUUUACAGCCAUCGCCCUAGGAGAGGCAGCUCGAAUACUUCUUUGGCAGCAAGAUACCUGGGCGCAUAAAUUUGGUGGUGGGGUGAUGACGCCUGCUACCUUGGGUGAUCACUAUGUGUCUCAACUGCGAGCUUCGGGGGUGACUAUUGAUGUUAGAAACGAGCCAGAAAAUGGGGUGGUAAACCCUUUUGGCAUAGAUAAGUUAGCAUAGGUUGAGGUUCUUGGAAUGGCGCACACACGUGAGCUUUCCGACAGAUAUUCUGGCCCCAUUUCGUUAUACAUGUAUAGAUCUCAUUGGUACCUCCAGCAAGAAGGAGAGAAUACAUGGCAGCCUCAGCCCUAUCUUAGUACCUAUUUACACAAUCCACAUUUUAGCGGAUAUGUUCGGGCAUAAAUUACAAUAUAUAAAAUCUCG
This is a messenger RNA of Talaromyces proteolyticus, 1651 nucleotides long. Its product is annotated as Saccharopine dehydrogenase-domain-containing protein. Gene Ontology annotation, biological process: glycolipid biosynthetic process. The record is from RefSeq and is a predicted model, not a curated record. The coding region runs from base 152 to 1447 and encodes 431 amino acids. The transcript is spliced from 4 exons. Lineage: Eukaryota; Fungi; Ascomycota; Eurotiomycetes; Eurotiales; Trichocomaceae. Gene Ontology annotation, cellular component: mitochondrion; plasma membrane; lipid droplet.